AUGGGUGCUGCAGCCGUGCACGGGCUGCUCCUCUGCACUUGCCUCUGCCUGCUUCUCGCAGGCGCCUCUGCCAGGCCGCAGAGGCGCCAUCCUCGCCAUGACGUGCUGCUGCCCGCCCCCAAGUCCCCAACCGAGGGGUCGGGCGGCGGCGACAGCGAUGGCGGCGACAGCGAGGUCGGGGCGACGAUAGUGGCGGCGGGCUUCGCAAAAUGGGUCAACAUUUCCAGCCGCCCAGCCGUGAGGAAGUUGUUCAAUGAGGCCUACAUGGCCGAGGCGGUCGACAUCAGCAAGACGGGCUUCUCCGCGACCAAGUGCACCCCAGGCACCCCGCCGGCUGCCUACAUCCAGUCGACGCUGAGGCGCAUCAACUUCUUCCGGGUAUGUGCGCAUGCAGCCCGGGAGGAGCCUCCCCACUGGAAGUGCUACAAGAAGGAGGGCGCCGAGGCGGCGGGCAAGUCCAACCUGUCGCUGGGCACGCACGGCCCAGAUGCGGUGGACAGCCAGAUGCGGGAGCGCAAGGGGUCCAACUAUGACGUGGCGCAUCGCCGCUGGCUGCUGUACCCCAACACCCCCCGCAUGGGCGUCGGCGGCACCGACUACUUCAACGAAGCCUUCAACUACUACGGCGCAACCGCCGUCUGGAUCAUCGACGACUCCACCUUCUCUGGCCCGCGCCCCGCCACCCGCAACAAGUAUGUGGCCUGGCCGCCCCCCGGCUACGUGCCUUACCAGGUGGUCUGGGCCCGCUGGUCCUUCUCCUACCCCGGCGCCGACUUCUCGGCCGCCAAGGUGACCCUGCGGCGCGGCACCACGCUGCUGGGCGUGAAGCGGGAGGCGCCGUCGGGGGGCAGCGCCGACAACACGCUGGUGUGGGUGGCCAACACCCAGAACAGCCUCUACAAUGAGGACCGGUUCGAGCCCUGGGACAAGCCCACUGCAGUGCAGAAGAUCAACGUCACCAUCACAGGGGUCAAGGUCCCAGCCUCAACGAAGCUCAGGACUUUCAGCUACCUCGUGCAGAUCUUCGACCCUGCUGCGUGA
Chlorella variabilis is the source of this 1041-nucleotide messenger RNA. RefSeq lists its product as hypothetical. Lineage: Eukaryota; Viridiplantae; Chlorophyta; Trebouxiophyceae; Chlorellales; Chlorellaceae. The transcript has 4 exons. The coding region runs from base 1 to 1041 and encodes 346 amino acids. The record is from RefSeq and is a predicted model, not a curated record.